AUGUUAGCCUUUAUUACAAGCAUUCCAGGGUCCUUCAUUAUUCUGCUUAUUUCUCCAAUUUCUUUGCUCCUUCCACUUAUUUUUUCAGCUUUUAUAAGCUUUCAGUUGCUCCAGUAUCUCAUUCUCUCUUUUUUUGCCUCCAGGCCAUUCUUUUUCGUAGAAUUCUCUCCUCUCAUCUUCCCCAAAGCUUCCCUUGUGGUUCAGCUGCUGAAGAAUCUGCCUAUAAUGCAGGAGACCCUGGUUCGAUUCCUGGGUUGGGAAGAUCUGCUGGAGAAGGAAAUGGCAACCCACUCCAGUAUUCUUGCCUGGAGAAUCCCAUGGACAAAGGAGCCUGGAGGGCUAAACCCCAUGACGUUGAAAGAGUGGGACACGGCUUAG
Molecule: messenger RNA, 378 nt
Organism: Rangifer tarandus platyrhynchus (Svalbard reindeer)
Lineage: Eukaryota; Metazoa; Chordata; Mammalia; Artiodactyla; Cervidae
Source: the annotation of a GenBank genome assembly